This is a messenger RNA of Symphalangus syndactylus (siamang), 3947 nucleotides long. It is a transcript of the gene PRSS53, whose product is annotated as serine protease 53. NCBI's taxonomy places the organism in Eukaryota, Metazoa, Chordata, Mammalia, Primates, Hylobatidae. Gene Ontology annotation, molecular function: serine-type endopeptidase activity. Gene Ontology annotation, biological process: proteolysis. The record is from RefSeq and is a predicted model, not a curated record.
GGCCUGCCGGGAAGGGUGGUUAUGGGUAGUCUCAUCUCCAGCGUGUGGAGUCAGCAAGGCCUGGGGCGCCAUCAGCCCCCACCCCCAGGAAACAGGCUGGCAGCUUGUUCCUGCUGCCCGCAGGAGCCAGGCCUCCUCUCCUGGGAAGGCUGAGCACACACCUGGAAGGGCAGGCUGCCCUUCUGGUUCUGUAAAUGCUUGCUGGGAAGUUCUUCCUUGAGUUUAACUUUAACCCCUCCAGUUGCCUUAUUGACCAUCCCAAGCCAGUAUUGGUAGCCCUGGAGGGCCAGGGCCAGGUUGUGAAGGUUUUUGUUUUGUUUUGCCUAUUAUGCCCUGACCACUUACCUACAUGCCAAGCACUGUUUAAGAACUUGUGUUGGCUGGGUGCAGUAGCUCACACCUGUAAUCCCUGUACUUUGGGAGGCCAAGGCAGGAGGAUCACUUGAAGCCAGGAGUUCCAGACCAGCCUGGGCAAAAUAGUGAGACCCCUGUCUCUACAAAAAAAAAAAAAAAAAAAAAAUUAGCCAGGCAUGGUGGUAUGUACCUGUAGUCCCAACUAAUUGGGAAGCUGGUGGGAAGAUUGCUUGAACCCAGAAGGUUGAGGCUGCAGUGAGCCAUGAUCACUGCACUCUAGCCUGAGCAACAGAGCAAGACCAUCUCCAGAAAAAAAAAAAAAAACUUGUGUUAACGUGUUAAACUCGUUUAAUUUUUACAGUGAUUUAUGAGGUGGGUACUAUUAUUAUGCCUAUCUUGAUGAUAGGGACAGAGUGGCUAAUUAGUAUGCCUGAGAUCACACAGCUACUGCAGGAGGCUCUCAGGAUUUGAAUCCACCUGGUCCAUCUGGCUCUAGCAUCUAUAUGCUUUUUUUGUUGGUUUGUUUUUGAGACAGAUUUUCACUCUUGUUGUCUAGGCUGGAGUGCAAUGGCACAAUUUUGGCUCACUGCAACCUCCGCCUCCUGGGUUCAAGUGAUUCUCCUGCCUCAGCCUCUCGAGUAGCUGGGAUUACAGGCAUGCGCCACCAGGUCCGGCUAAUUUUGUAUUUUUAGUAGAGACAAUGUUUCUCUAUGUUGGUCAGGCUGGUCUCAAACUCCCGAUCUCAGGUGAUCCGCCUGCCUUGGCCUCCCAAAGUGCUGGGAUUACAGGCGUGAGCCACCAUGCCCGGCCAGCAUCUAUAAUAUAUGCUAAACCCUACCCACAGCUGCCUCUGUCUUGGGGUCAGGGUUCUUGAAUGGUCUGGGCCAGCCUGAGUUAGGAGUGGGAAGAGGAAGAGGAGGCACGCACCCAAGUGUUCUUCCCGCCUGACCGAGUCCUCUGCGCCUGUGAGGAAGGUGGGCACCGCUGUCACCCUGUUUCCCGGGAAGCCAGCAGGCCCAGGGAGAUACUGGGAUUUGCCAAAGGCUCACAGCGAGCAAGCAGCAGUGGGCGCUGGCCCCUCAACACCCAGCCUGGCACACACUGUCUCUGAGCAGACCUGGGAGAAGGCAUGUGAAACCCACCCAGCCCUGGCUGGAAGAGAAGUGGGGGAGUAGAAAUGAAAAGUGGGUACUGGGAGGAGCUGCCCACGUGCCCUCCACGGUUCCAGGAUGGCGCUCUUAUGCUGGGAGUGAGCUUGCCCUGUGCCAGGCUGUCAUUGAGGCGUUUUCCAUUCAACAACUGUUUCUCAGACAAGGCGUAGGCAGGUUAGCUCUCCCAGGCCACUCAAGUAGUAAGGAAACAGAUUUAAACCCAGAUAAUUUGGCUCCAUGGCUAAGGCCCAGAGAGGGGUGUUGACAAGCCCAGGGUCACACAGCCACAGCCCCAGAGCUAGGAACUGCUGGCUAGGGCAAGCAGACAGCUGACUCCUAGCCAACUGGAGGUGGAGCAGAGGUGGAGCCAGGGAGACCCAGGUGGCAUCUCUCAGAGUAGAGCACGGGCGGCAGAGUGGCCCGGGGCAGCAUGAAGUGGUGCUGGGGCCCAGUGCUGCUCAUCGCGGGUGCCACGGUCCUCAUGGAGGGUCUUCAAGCCGCUCAGCGUGCCUGUGGACAGCAUGGCCCCGGCCCCCCCAAGCCUCAGGAGGGCAACACAGUCCCUGGCGAGUGGCCCUGGCAGGCCAGUGUGAGGAAGCAGGGAGCCCACAUCUGCAGCGGCUCCCUGGUGGCGGACACCUGGGUCCUCACUGCUGCCCACUGCUUUGAAAAGGCAGCAGCAACAGAACUGAACUCCUGGUCAGUGGUCUUGGGUUCUCUGCAGCGUGAGGGACUCAGCCCUGGGGCCGAGGAGGUGGGGGUAGCUGCCCUGCAGUUGCCCAGGGCCUAUAACCACUACAGCCAGGGCUCAGACCUGGCCCUGCUGCAGCUCGCCCACCCCACGACCCACACACCCCUCUGCCUGCCCCAGCCUGCCCAUCGCUUCCCCUUUGGAGCCUCCUGCUGGGCCACUGGCUGGGAUCAGGACACCAGUGGUGCUCCUGGGACCCUACGCAAUCUGCGCCUGCGUCUUAUCAGUCGCCCCACAUGUAACUGUAUCUACAACCAGCUGCACCAGCGACACCUGUCCAACCCGGCCCGGCCUGGGAUGCUAUGUGGGGGCCCCCAGCCUGGGGUGCAGGGGCCCUGUCAGGGAGAUUCCGGGGGCCCUGUGCUGUGCCUCGAGCCUGAUGGACACUGGGUUCAGGCUGGCAUCAUCAGCUUUGCAUCAAGCUGUGCCCAGGAGGACGCUCCUGUGCUGCUGACCAACACAGCUGCUCACAGUUCCUGGCUGCAGGCUCGAGUUCAGGGGGCGGCUUUCCUGGCCCAGAGCCCAGAGACCCCGGAGAUGAGUGAUGAGGACAGCUGUGUAGCCUGUGGAUCCUUGAGGACAGCAGGUCCCCAGGCAGGAGCACCCUCUCCAUGGCCCUGGGAUGCCAGGCUGAUGCACCAGGGGCAGCUGGCCUGUGGCGGAGCCCUGGUAUCAGAGGAGGCGGUGCUAACUGCUGCCCACUGCUUCAUUGGGCGCCAGGCCCCAGAGGAAUGGAGCGUAGGGCUGGGGACCAGACCGGAGGAGUGGGGCCUGAAGCAGCUCAUCCUGCACGGAGCCUACACCCACCCUGAGGGGGGCUAUGACGUGGCCCUCCUGCUGCUGGCCCAGCCUGUGACACUGGGAGCCAGCUUGCGGCCCCUGUGCCUGCCCUAUGUUGACCACCACCUGCCUGAUGGGGAGCGCGGCUGGGUCCUGGGAUGGGCCCGCCCAGGAGCAGGCAUCAGCUCCCUCCAGACAGUGCCCGUGACCCUCCUGGGGCCUAGGGCCUGCAGCCGGCUGCUUGCAGCUCCUGGGGGUGACGGCAGCCCUAUUCUGCCGGGGAUGGUGUGUACCAGUGCUGUGGGUGAGCUGCCCAGCUGUGAGGGCCUGUCUGGGGCACCACUGGUGCAUGAGGUGAGGGGCACAUGGUUCCUGGCCGGGCUGCACAGCUUUGGAGAUGCUUGCCAAGGCCCCGCCAGGCCGGCGGUCUUCACCGCGCUCCCUGCCUACGAGGACUGGGUCAGCAGUUUGGACUGGCAGGUCUACUUUGCCGAGGAACCAGAGCCCGAGGCUGAGCCUGGAAGCUGCCUGGCCAACAUGAGCCAACCAGCCAGCUGCUGACAGGGGACCUGGCCGUUCUCAGGACAAGAGAAUGCAGGCAGGCAAACAGCAUUACUGCCCCUGUCCUCCCCACCCUGUCAUGUGUGAUUCCACGCACCAGGGCAGGCCCAGAAGCCCAGCAGCUGUGGGAAGGAACCUGCCUGGGGCCACAGAUGCCCACUCCCCACCCUGCAGGACAGGGGUGUCUGUGGACACUCCCACACCCAACUCUGCUCCGAAGCAGGCGUCCCAGCUUUCCUCCUCCUUUACCCUUUCAGAUACAAUCACGCCAGCCACGUGUUUUGAAAAUUUCUUUUUGGGGGGCAGCAGUUUUCCUUUUUUUAAACUUAAAUAAAUUGUUACAAAAUAGA